AUGAGUAAGACCAAUGUGGCCAUUCUAUUCUCUCAUAGAUGUCCCUGUUUCCUUUCCAAUCAGUAGUAUAACCUCACUAGGGGCUAUUUGCGGAGGCCAUGGAAGUCUAUGAGUUCUGUUAGGGCAUGAUUGUUUUUAUUAUUUGCCGUUCUAGCUGGGAAGGAGGACCUGGGCUGGAAUCAAUACAGAGUUUAUAAGAUAAACGUAUAUAAUCAUGUCAAAAUAAUACGGCGUGUGGUUGGCUCCGUUUAAAAAUACGUGCAUAAGAACAGUCGUUGUGUCAGUGGUAGUAAGAAAAAUGUCAAAUGAGGUUAUGUAACCCCACCUGAAGUAAACAGACCUUAGCCACCUGUAAUACGGGACCGGUUGUAAUAGGGGUUCAUAGGUGGGGUCGGGGAACGCUUAGGCGACGUAAUCAAGUAGAUGUAUGCAAAAGGAAAGCUAUUGUGAAUUCGCGGUUGUACAUUGAGUGGUUGAGAUAUAGUUGCCCUAACCCUUAACCCCUAACCCUACCCGCUAAUCCUAACUUCUUACCCUAACCCCUAACCGUAACACUUAACCAUAACUCCUAACCCUCACCCCAGCUUCAACAGUAUUGGGUCCACCAGGUGGGACUACACAAACAUAUCUUACAGAGAAAAACUGCAUCGAAGCAAACUUAUCCUACCGCUAGCUUUCUGCUUAUCUCAUGUCUUGCGGGAUAUCUAAGACGGUUUGUUUACUAAAUUCGCUCGCGACUUCAGCACUUUCCCUCUAGCCGCUAUGAGACGUUCAUGCACGUCUGCGUUACCUGCCAUUCAAGUGCUUGGGAAGAAUGUACUAAGAAACAAUCUCUAAGGUCUGUGGCUCAUUCACAAUCGCCUUCUUUUCACCUACAGCAAAAAAGGCAAUGCGUCUCAGUCCUAUCCUCAACACUUGAAGACUGGUUUCUCCAAAAAUCGUCUUCACGAUCGAUCGCAACACUUCAGACAAGCUAACCUAAUGGGAUCUUGUCUCCGAUGAAUGUCGAUUUCCAUUCUAACUGCGGCCAGUUCGGACGCGACAGAAUUUCAUGUGCAGGGCGGAGAGGAGGGACCGGAUUCUCCUAAGUAUCAAAAGAUUAUUCUCACCUUCAGGAUGACAGGGACAUCUGUUAUCCAGCACUGAAGAGGCGAUUUUACUCGUCUCAUCCCUUAGACUACUUCCUCUUCGUUCUUUCCAGCACCAGUCCAAGGUUCUAGCUGGUCAGUCAUUGAAUGCCAGUGGCUGGCAGAGUUAAACAGGACAUCUAAGGGUGUCAUCAAUUGUCCCCCAAACAGGCCACGCGGUAGAUGCGCUGUACCAACACGGAGUAGAUAUGGGAUUCUGGUAGGCGUUAUCGUAAUGCACACCUAACGGAUGCCAGCACUUCUGGAUGUGACGGCAGAUCCAUCUGCCGGCUGACAUUGCGCACAUUGGGACCCCUGCCGCCCCCAUUUUUGCUGUUUGUUAAAAUCCUGGUGAUUUUAUGUGUGGACCAGGGGGUGUGGACUGGAGCGCCAAGUUGCAGGCUCGUUCGUGCCAUCUACCUGUGCUCCCCCCCGUCCUGCGGUCUUCUUGGCUUGGUCUUGACACCGGACUCAAGUGAGAGGGGGGGGGAGAGAGUGCGGUAGUUGCGCGAAAAUCUAUACCUACUAUAAGCUAAUUCACGCACAGGUCAUUGUCCCUUGUCUUAGCUCGCUGUGGAGCACACGGUAGACAUCGCCGGAUGCGACGGUUGAGCUCGACCCUCGCUCAUCAUACCAGAUUUUCAUACAAAUGAGGUUGACGACUCUGACCUCGCAUGCAUGAGAGUGCCAUAGAAAUCAUUAGAGAAGGAGCUAUUAACUCGCUUCCUACUGCGACGAGAAGUACCUAUUCUGUGCUUGCGUUGAAUGAUCUGGGAUGGGCUCAUGCUUGGUGUUUGCACUAGUGGGACAAUGUGUGUUAGUGGAGUUUGGUCUGAGGUGUCGUACUGCAGAUUUUCAUGGACGCGCAUGUGCUCGAGUACGCUCAGGCAACGACUAAAUUUUCGCGGGCAGUUUGUGCAGACGCAACGGGCGUAUAUCAGGACUCAGUGUAGUGGUACGCCUGUAGGUAUAGGUCAGCAUAUUUUAAGGGUAAUAGGCAAUGCCUUUGUCUCCGGUCGCGCCACUCACCUGUGUUGCGGCUUCCUUGACUACGUCUUGACACCGGGUCCAGGCUCGCGGGAAAGAGGGAGUGCGGUAGAUUUUGCGUUACUCUUCUAUCACUUUGAACUAAUUCACGCACAAGUCACCGUUCCUGCUCUCACCCUACUGUGGAGCACACGGUGGACAUCGUCAAAACCGACGGUCCCCGGUCUCAGUGCAAUGGAUUCGCAAGUUACGAGGCCGCCGCGAGGCAUGGUGUGAUUUCAACGAGGACAGGUUGGGAUCGAGUCCCCACUGCUGCUGGUGAUUGUGGUGGUGGUGCUGAUGGUUGACAGGACUUCGGGCGUAAUACCGCAGGUGGCGGAAUUCGGUGGAAUGGUAGUCGUUGUCGCAGAGGUUGUGGCAGUAAUAAUUACGGUGGUGACGGAGACAACGAACCAUAGGUAGUGUAUUCAGCGGUGGUGGGGGUUGUCAUCAUGGACGUAGUGGUGUUUGCGGCAGGGGUUACGAUGGAGCCGCUUUUGAUGGCAGGAUUUAAAGUCGGCAUGUUGUUAUCGCUUUGGAUCCGAAGAUGUCCAACGAAGCCGAUCCAUGAACAAAGUAUUCGUUGACAGAUAGCAAAUGUUGGAAGAGAUUGGGUUUUGACGUUAUGGGUCGGAGGCCCUUGAGAAUUGUGAACUGCUCUUUUGGCUUUGGCAGCAGCGAUCUGUUAGGCUUCGUAAAUGGCUGUUCCAGUGUUCCCUGCUCUUCUUCAUGGCGAUAAGUACUGGACGAGAUCCUCCUAGAUCGCGGAUCGAUUUUUAAAUCCUUAAAAAAGGUCCACAGUUCGUCUUUGUGGCGUCAUUGUUGUCAUCUUUGUCGGCGGACAGCAGCAGCGAUAUCACAGCAAAAGAGGCGUUUGGGCAGUCGCUCGUCAUCCAUCGUCGCGACGUGGCCGAGCUCUCGAAUUUGCAGUUGUCUCAGCAUGGUGUGAAUGCUGAGGAUUCUGACUCGCUCGAGGACUUCUAUGUCCGGUUCCUGUUUUGAAGCUCAGCUGUAGAAUUCUCCGGUGGUCGCUGAGGUGAAACUGCUUGAGUUUACUGGCUUCAUUGAUGUAGACUGCCCAUGUCUCUGUCCCUUACGGUAACGUUGUUAGAACAACUGUCGUGUACAUUCUUAAUUUUGUGUUCAGGUGAAGUCCUUGGCGUUUCCUGACUGAAUUUUAAGAUGCUGGUCGUCCGUCCUGUUGGCGAUGUUGCUCACUGACACUUCUCGCACGGUUGUCGGGCGGCUAAGAUAAUCUCGACUGCAUCGCGGUUCGUUCCAUCUCCACAUUGACUUUCUAGGAGAAGUCCGCGUCCCAGAUAGCCGUUGGGGCUAAUGAGGAGGAAGCGGGCGAAAAUUUUCCCUCCGAUGUUUAGGAGGAAAGUGCCUCAGUGAUUAUCACAGAGUUGUCAGUUGUUCUUGCGUUUGUAUAUGCGUGCGCUGGUUCUGAAGGAUUUGUCCUUACCACUACAUCUCCCGAAACAGAGAGGUGGGCUCAUCCAUCAUCCGAGGGCCGCCGCGCUUGUAGGGUUCUGCCGCGACUGAGUCGGACCUCGGUGCACAGCUUUGAUUGUUUCUGAAAGGACGGGCGGAUGGUUCAGGUACGAAAUGGUUUCCAUUUGAAGGAGCCGGUCGCUGGCGGCGUCAGAAAUUGUGGAUUGGCGGCUGAGGAUAGUUCUGAAGGGCCUAGCCCACCACUGCUGAAAAGGCCGGACCAGUAUUUCCGCAUCUGUGAUUUCUCCGUGUGGAGUGUUAUUCCGUCGGAGCUAAGCAGCGGCGGUGUUCCUCUGGUGCAUGAGCCGUAGACAGCCUUGGAGAAGGCCAUGAAAUUCUUCGUUUCCUAGAGGUCCGCCUACCCUCGUAUUCUGUCGGCCUUGCGAUCUAUCCAUGCAUUUUGCGUCUCACUCAGCCGUUGCUGGAUCCAACACGACAACCGAAGAGGACCAUUUUGUUUGCGUCGGUACCGGAUUUGACGCACAGUUUAAUGUAGGUUUUAUGCAGGAUGUCUUCACAGGGAGCGGACUACGGAUUUUGUGUUUUCCAUUGGAGCAAGUCUGAUGUUGACAGCAAUAGCGACCGAGGAUCUCCAGGACGGUGGAGUGGACGACGGACCGCAGUUUGUACCAUUGCAUCUCCAUGGUGGCUUUGUAAUUCGGAAUCUGCAGUUUUUCCCGACAAUGAGUCAGUUGAUUGCUGAAAUCGAAGCGAUGAAGAAAUACUUUCAACACAACAGCAUCUAAUUUACCUAGUGGCCGCUGAUCCUGUGGUCGUCUGUGGGGUUGGAUUCUCGGCUUCCUCUUGGGAUUGGCGGAACGAGAAUCCGUCCAACCGUCGACGUCGCAGAUCGCUUUUGUCAGUAGCACGUCGUAGCGGCCACGCAAACGGAGGAGAACGUUGUCCAGCAGCUGCAAUCGCAGCGGUCGGGUGCGCACCCACGUCGCCUCCUUUCAUUUUGCAUGGGCGAAGAGGUGUUGAUGGGGAAGAGGAGGAGGAGGAGGUGUUUUGUGCAUGUAUGCAGAAGGAGAGGGUCAUUUUCAUUGCAGGCGCCAACUCGCUGUGCGCUUAGCACUCCCUUCCGGGCAACUUAGUCUGUCCCAAUUUGGGCAGUGAAAUAACCGAGGUUAGAGUUAGCUUCCCUGUCUUCGGCGGACUCGCCAGGAGGGCGUGGGAGUCUUCGUAGGACCCGUUUCACACCUCAACAGGGUUGGUUAUUGGAGGAGCGUAGACACUGACGAAUGGCGAAAUUAGCGUCCCGUAGAGACAAGCGAAGCGUCAUGAGACGGUCGUUCACUACCUGCGGCAGACAAGGUAGUCGUCCCACGAUAUCGUUCAGAAUGACAAAGGCGACGCCGGUGUCGCGUUGCUCCGCCUUGGAGCGGCCGCUCUAGAAGAAGGUGUUGACGGCACCCACCUACUCCAGCUGACUCUGUUCGGAGAACCGUGUCUCGCUGACGGCAGUGAUUUGCACCUUAUUGCUCGUCAUGUCUCCAGCUAAUAGCGCCGUACUCUUUUCUCGUCGGUUUCUUCACGGGUUAUUUAAAUCAGAACGAACAUUUUAGAGUGUCAGUGUUAACAGAAUCACUCUAGCAGUCUGCGGGUAGGGCGGCGGGAACGGGGGUGUAGUUUCCUGUUAUUUGUUGUUUUGUUUCGACAAUGAGUUUUACAUCAUGAGCCACGGUCAAUUUGCGGAUGAUGACAAUCUUCCCAAAGGAUAUGAAAACACCCGGAAGAUCAAGCGAUAGGAUUAUAUAUUCGACAAGUUCUAGCCGACGACAAGGGAACCCUUUCGAGUGAGAAGUUAUCCAAGGUCGAUCCAGAACGGGGAAGUGGAUCUUGCGUUGAUGUUUACUCGGCUAAUGGUAAACAUUAAUAAAUUUUGCCAAAAGGCGAGCAAAGUCAUCAAAUAUCUUGGUGUAAGGGGGAGUUCAGUGCAUCGACUGGUUGAAUUAUCAUCAAGAAACCAAACUUAAUGGCCACUUUGGACUAACAAAUACACGGUGUUAGUGUCUGGAAAGUCCGCUUCUGCUUUCUAUCUAGUGACCAAAUUGAGAUACACACGGCAGUGAACGUGAUAGAGGAGGUACCUUGGUAGGUUAAAUGGCCCAAAAACGUGUUGGGCAUGUGUCGGUGGAACAAGAUGUUAGGGGUGAUAGUCAGAGCAGAGCAUGUCAUUACCUAACUGAUUCUCGUUCAGACAGAGGUGAGAAUGGCCGACCUCCGAACGCCCGACGAUGAAUGAUGCAUGGAAGGGUGAACCAUCUUGACAUAGAAUAUGGAAUUGUCCUCCUGUAGGGAAUGCGUUUCUGUUUCUCUGGUUUCCCCUGAAACUGUCCUGGUUAUUGAUGCCAUUACGGAGGACGAUUGCUUGUUUCCCAUCCGCAGUGGUUCAGACGCCAGACCCAGUAAACGACCCGUGGCGGGGCUGAGUUCGUGGGGCGCAGUGAGUAAAUCACGUAGUUGGUUCAUCACCCAAUCCCUGCUUGCGGUGAGGUGUAGCUGCGACGAGGGUGUAAGCUGGUUGGGAGGGUCCUGGGUAACUGUGUCGGGUUUCUGAUAGACCGGUGUCGCUGAUCACUAGCAGGGCGGCGGCAGCAACUGCCCGAUUGUCGUCCUCCCCUACGGAAACCGAUGAAAUGUCCCAUUGCUAAUCGACAUUCCGGAAUCGGGAUAUGUUUGUUGAACAUCUCCAGACCCAGUGCAAUGGCGGGACGAUCAACCCACCUAUGAUCUCAUGGCACACCAUCACUACUACUACUACUACUACUACUACUACUACUACUACUACUACUACUACUACUACUACUACUACCAGCAUCACCAGUGAAGACACUCCUGCCAUCCUGCAAAAUAUCACCACGAUUGGCAUAUCAUCAACAGUGUGGACUCAAUUUUAACCUGUACCCACUGCGACUGCACGUUUAAAGCACGCAUCGGACUGGUUGGUCAUUUGCGAAUCUAUCGUGCGAAGACUGAAGAAAUAGCGCCAUGAACUGCAAUAUACACACUUCGACCCAGUUUGCUCUAUUCACACUGCUCCUGGAUAUCCGACCGUAAUACGGGCAUAUGCCCCUCAUUGAAGGUCUUAGUUAGAAAAACCACAGUCCGACUUUGAUCCUCACAUCUCAACCCACCUGAGCACACACAUCUCCGAGGCUAGGAAGGACGCAAAUUCAUAAUAUACACAAGCGUCCCCCGCGCAGCGUCAGACCACUCUCCCGCAGCAAGCAUGAGAUCUACCUUGCCAACACCGCUGUGUCGAACGAAUCGUCGAGUGCCCCUACUUUCAUGUGCAGUAUACCCUUUGACGCGGCCUAGUACAGGCGUUGGUGAUCGGGUCGUGUGCGACGCACGAAUACUUGCCAUUUAUCCUGAAAGCCACUGCGCCCCAUUCGAUUAGCAGUUGGCAGAGAGGCUCAGACAGCCGACUGAUGCAUGAGCCAAGGAAGAAGGAGCGAGGCCUGUACUGGGAAUUAAUCCACGCGACAUUUCAGUGCAUUCACUGCUACAAAAAAUCUGACGAGCUUGAAUACAUCCCCGUGCACUAAGAGUCGUGACUUCGAGGACUCCCAACUCCAUCCCCAGGGAACAUUUUGGAAUGACCGCAGAACCCAGAACCAGACUCAAUGGCUCCUUCUCAAUUUGACCUUCAUGGCCCUCUCACGCGCGUGAAGUCCGAGUCAGAUUCAUGGAGGCGCGGUACGCGCAUUGGGGGCCAGGUCGUGUGGGGAACGGGCAGACAGACUGUUCGGCCUUACCAGUCACUGCAUCCUCAUCAACACGCGGCCGCCUUGAUAUUAUCUUAUCGUCGGAGCAAAGUAGGUGUGUAGUUCUUGCUGCGCACGUCUCAAUCGCUAUGAACUAAUUCACGCGAAAGUCACCGACGCUCCGCCCAUUCAACGGAGCAUGCACUGGACGUCGUCGCCUGCGACGGUCGAACUGUCAUGUAUCUGUGACGGACUUUAGUGGACACAGGUGCCAGGGUUGACUCCUUCAGGCUGGCAGAGUCUGGUUUGUGCCAGAGGGGGACAUUCGUACGCCUGUUGUUUCUCUGAUCACCGGAUUCUCGCGUCGCGCUCAAUCUUGGGACUGUCUUCUUUCCAGGCGAUGCAUUCCUUUGCUCCAUAUGUAGCGUUUUGUCUCGUCAGGACCACUGACUACUUUUAUCCAGCGCUUUCGCAUAUCUGACGUCGGCCCUUCCUGACAAGUCGAUUUCCCAUUUCCUGAUGUACGAAUGUAUACGUAUGUAUGAAAGUCGGGGUCUAGUCAACGGAUCUGUUUUUGUCUCUCUGCAUUGCUCUGAUGGUGGACACUGCAACCAGUUCCUAAGUAGAAAUUAAUAAGUCAGUCUAUCCUUCUUUUCACAUGGGCCUAAAAGUAGUUCAACGACGCCCAAUAGGCAUGAGCAUCUAUUAAGUUAUGUCUGAUGAUUCCACACACAGCUGCCCGACGCUCUUUCCAUGCUCCAAAUUGUCUUCUCUAUGCUCAAGUAAGACUGAUUAUUGCAAAAUUUCUGGUAUCUCUUAGGCGUCUGUGGUGUUGCUGUCGGUGUAGAUCUCUACGACGCCUUAGACAAUCAGCAGAGACUCAAGUUCAAUUCGGUCAGUCCGGAAUCGAUAUUUGGGAGAAGUGAUUGGCUCACAACAGGUGCAGCUUCGCGCAUCCGCAAAAGUCUGCGCUCUAGGGUACGUUUAUUUUUAAUAAUAUGAAUGAAUAGAGAUAACUGCUGAUGCCCAAGGUACUCGUAAAAAAAAUUAUGGAGACCACUCGAGCACAAGGAUCACGUGCUUCCUGGUCUAAGUGAAAACGGUAGUGGUUCCUUCUGAACCCUCAAAUCCUAAGUAUCCGGACGGAAUAAAUCACUGUCUCCUAUAGUAUGACAUUGUUUUUCACAUCUAACUUAUCUCACAAUGUCCCACGCAAGCACUGGAAAGGAGAGUGGGACGAACGUAGGGUUCACUCAAGACUGAGCUGUCAGAGUUCUACAUGAAACCAUAUCCCACAAUUAGUGAAGAAACUUAUGGGAGGACGAAAAAACUCCAGUGGACUUCUGAUGAUCUGGCAUACAGUAGAACUGGCUCUGUAUUAUACACUAAGUCGAAUUCAUAGACGACCACGCACUUUCUGAGAGCCACGAUUGCCUUAAAAGACCUUCCACCCUCUGAAAGGGUGAGUCUGGGAGCGUCCACUGGACGGUCGUCGGGGGAACUGACCAGAUUAUCCGAACAUCAGGACUGACACCGGAUGUAAGACCCCGAAAGUUUAUAACCUUUUCACCGGAAAUAGUGAGGACGCGACUAUCAUUAUUAAUCCACAAGCACCUUCGGGUGAUCUUCUUAUGACCUAUAAAUGCUCUAAUGGGUGGAGAGGGCGCCUCAAGGUCAUAAACGUGAACUUGUUUAUUGUUAGUGGCCAUUAGCCGCUUCCCGCCAUCUGAAACGCUCAAAACUACAGCGAUAACGAUGUGAUCCUAUGAGACAGAAAGCCGUUCACCUUCUGUGUUAACAUUCCAGACUUUCACAAAAACAUCUACAGCGUCGGUAGCCGCCUUUGUCCAGUGCAGUCCACUGUACAACACCAAACUGCGCUACAUUGUCCAAGAAAUGUGCCAAUCCAAAUACCUGUAUCACCGAUUCGCAUCAUUUGAGGCGGUCGCAAGCAGAUACCCAAAUUCUGAUUCUCCGCUAAACUUAAGGUCAGUGACAGGUGGCAUGUGCCCACUACAUGACAUUUGAUCCUGGCGAAUGGCUGCCAUUGGACAUCCGGUUGUGGCGGAUCAACCGCAUUAGUCCUCAUUCUCCAGCAUGCCCGUUUUCUACUCAAUAAGGUAUAUGUAUCAACUAUUUUAGUAAUGAGGGUAAUCUGUAAGGUGCGUCUCCAAAUAUCCUUUCUCGUCUCCCAUGUCUACAUAUAUGUCCGUGUUGCGCCACUAAUAUUACUUUAAUCUCCUCUUCUCCUUCUCUCAGGGGAUGCCGACUUCAGAUCGGACCAUUAGCUUCCAUUACGUACGCCCGGAAACCAUGUAUCUGAUCGAGUUUGCAUCGCGGUUUAUUCAGCUCCCCGAACCAGGAUCUCCCGCAAAAACUACAACCAAAAUUAAAACAUCCGGUUGGUCUUGA
Molecule: messenger RNA, 9769 nt
Organism: Spirometra erinaceieuropaei
Lineage: Eukaryota; Metazoa; Platyhelminthes; Cestoda; Diphyllobothriidea; Diphyllobothriidae
Source: the annotation of a GenBank genome assembly